Schistocerca americana (American grasshopper) is the source of this 2412-nucleotide messenger RNA. RefSeq names its product endo-1,4-beta-xylanase B-like. The coding region runs from base 1 to 2412 and encodes 803 amino acids. The record is from RefSeq and is a predicted model, not a curated record. NCBI's taxonomy places the organism in Eukaryota, Metazoa, Arthropoda, Insecta, Orthoptera, Acrididae. The transcript is spliced from 4 exons.
AUGGGGCCGAACUGCCCGCGCUCGUUCAACGUAGUCUUGGCGGAGGGUAUUGGCCCGCAGCUCGACGGGGAUCUGCUGGGAAUUGGAAGUCGGGGGCGAAAGAAGUCGGGGGCGAAAGAAGUCGGGGGCGAAAGAAGUCGGGGGCGAAAGAAGUCGGGGGCGAAAGAAGUCGGGGGCGAAAGAAGUCGGGGGCGAAAGAAGUCGGGGGCGAAAGAAGUCGGGGGCGAAAGAAGUCGGGGGCGAAAGAAGUCGGGGGCGAAAGAAGUCGGGGGCGGAAGAAGUCGGGGGCGGAAGAAGUCGGGGGCGGAAGAAGUCGGGGGCGGAAGAAGUCGGGGGCGGAAGAAGUCGGGGGCGGAAGAAGUCGGGGGCGGAAGAAGUCGGGGGCGGAAGAAGUCGGGGGCGGAAGAAGUCGGGGGCGGAAGAAGUCGGGGGCGGAAGAAGUCGGGGGCGGAAGAAGUCGGGGGCGGAAGAAGUCGGGGGCGGAAGAAGUCGGGGGCGGAAGAAGUCGGGGGCGGAAGAAGUCGGGGGCGGAAGAAGUCGGGGGCGGAAGAAGUCGGGGGCGGAAGAAGUCGGGGGCGGAAGAAGUCGGGGGCGGAAGAAGUCGGGGGCGGAAGAAGUCGGGGGCGGAAGAAGUCGGGGGCGGAAGAAGUCGGGGGCGGAAGAAGUCGGGGGCGGAAGAAGUCGGGGGCGGAAGAAGUCGGGGGCGGAAGAAGUCGGGGGCGGAAGAAGUCGGGGGCGGAAGAAGUCGGGGGCGGAAGAAGUCGGGGGCGGAAGAAGUCGGGGGCGGAAGAAGUCGGGGGCGGAAGAAGUCGGGGGCGGAAGAAGUCGGGGGCGGAAGAAGUCGGGGGCGGAAGAAGUCGGGGGCGGAAGAAGUCGGGGGCGGAAGAAGUCGGGGGCGGAAGAAGUCGGGGGCGGAAGAAGUCGGGGGCGGAAGAAGUCGGGGGCGGAAGAAGUCGGGGGCGGAAGAAGUCGGGGGCGGAAGAAGUCGGGGGCGGAAGAAGUCGGGGGCGGAAGAAGUCGGGGGCGGAAGAAGUCGGGGGCGGAAGAAGUCGGGGGCGGAAGAAGUCGGGGGCGGAAGAAGUCGGGGGCGGAAGAAGUCGGGGGCGGAAGAAGUCGGGGGCGGAAGAAGUCGGGGGCGGAAGAAGUCGGGGGCGGAAGAAGUCGGGGGCGGAAGAAGUCGGGGGCGGAAGAAGUCGGGGGCGGAAGAAGUCGGGGGCGGAAGAAGUCGGGGGCGGAAGAAGUCGGGGGCGGAAGAAGUCGGGGGCGGAAGAAGUCGGGGGCGGAAGAAGUCGGGGGCGGAAGAAGUCGGGGGCGGAAGAAGUCGGGGGCGGAAGAAGUCGGGGGCGGAAGAAGUCGGGGGCGGAAGAAGUCGGGGGCGGAAGAAGUCGGGGGCGGAAGAAGUCGGGGGCGGAAGAAGUCGGGGGCGGAAGAAGUCGGGGGCGGAAGAAGUCGGGGGCGGAAGAAGUCGGGGGCGGAAGAAGUCGGGGGCGGAAGAAGUCGGGGGCGGAAGAAGUCGGGGGCGGAAGAAGUCGGGGGCGGAAGAAGUCGGGGGCGGAAGAAGUCGGGGGCGGAAGAAGUCGGGGGCGGAAGAAGUCGGGGGCGGAAGAAGUCGGGGGCGGAAGAAGUCGGGGGCGGAAGAAGUCGGGGGCGGAAGAAGUCGGGGGCGGAAGAAGUCGGGGGCGGAAGAAGUCGGGGGCGGAAGAAGUCGGGGGCGGAAGAAGUCGGGGGCGGAAGAAGUCGGGGGCGGAAGAAGUCGGGGGCGGAAGAAGUCGGGGGCGGAAGAAGUCGGGGGCGGAAGAAGUCGGGGGCGGAAGAAGUCGGGGGCGGAAGAAGUCGGGGGCGGAAGAAGUCGGGGGCGGAAGAAGUCGGGGGCGGAAGAAGUCGGGGGCGGAAGAAGUCGGGGGCGGAAGAAGUCGGGGGCGGAAGAAGUCGGGGGCGGAAGAAGUCGGGGGCGGAAGAAGUCGGGGGCGGAAGAAGUCGGGGGCGGAAGAAAUUAGGAAGAUCAAGGAUAAAAUUGAUACUGAGUUUGAAGAAAAUGGAUCUAAAAUUAAGCUGAACGGAGCGACGUGGAUGAAGCGCCGCAACAGAGAAGGAUCAAUGUUCACAUUAGCAGUGGCUGGACUAACAGAUUCAAGCAAUGUCACAGCACUACCUUUGGCAAUAAUCAAAGGAAUAAAUGACGCCGAAUAUGAGGACACGUUCAAUGACACUGAUGAUUUGCCACUACCUGCAUUGCUGUCAGAAAUCAACUGUGAUAUUCUCAGUCGGUGUGACUAUGGAAUGUACGCAACAAUAGAUGAUGACCUUGUUACAACUGAAGAGCAAACUGAAGACGAAAUUACAAAUGAAAUAAAGGAUCAGGGACACAGUGGCCAUGAAGAGAGCGAGAGAGAUGAUGAAGAAAACGACUAG